UACAAAUGAAAGUUGCUGCCACGGCAAUUUCUUAAAAAUUGCUGUGGAUCCUCAUCCAGCCAUAUCAUCCCCACCAGGUAGCAUUUCUCUGGAGAGUCCCUCGUACCUCAUAUUUCUCUCUCUCUCGCGCGUGUAUACCAUAUACGUUUUGUGGUGUUUCCAAUCGUGGAGAGAAUAUCAUUUCACAAUUGGUCUUGCAGAAUUUGGUUCCUCCUUUUCCCUUGCUGAGUUUCCUGACUCAUCCAAUACAAUCAUAGAGCCACGUUGGUACUGGUCCCCAACCAUUCUUGUAUCCAGAAUUUGACACUAUGCCCAAAUUCCUUUGAAUAAUUAUCUGAAAACCUUGUAAAGUUUUCUAUCCCAUAGAAUUUCCUGUAGCGAUAUCAUAACUAAAUGUCACUCAUAUUCCCCUCAUCUUCUGUAGUUCCCUCCUCUUGUUUAAACCAAUUGAAGGUUUAUAGUUUGAAAUCCAAGGGAAGUGCUUCUCUAAAUCCAUGCUUUCCUCUCGUUCAAUACAAAGUUCCAUGGAGUAUAACCCAAGAUAAAUAUCCAGUUUCCAAAAGCAAACCCCAUAGAAUCUUAACGUCUACUGCAAGAGAUUGCAUACGAACUAAUAAUCAGUCCACCGAAGAGAAGGAUGUAUCUUUUGAUGGGGGAGAUCAAGGACAAGAAGAGAUUGAAAGAGAAUUCCAUGACAACAGAGAUGCAAGUGUGGUUACAUAUAGUGAAUGGCUGACACAGCAUCCAUCUGCGUUACACACUUUUGAACAAAUGAUGAAGAUAGCUAAGGGAAAACAAAUAGUUGUAUUUUUGGAUUAUGAUGGAACUCUCUCGCCAAUUGUUAAUGAUCCUGAGAAAGCUUUCAUGACUGAUGAAAUGCGCUCAGCAGUGCAUGAAGUUGCUGAAUGUUUCCCCACUGCAAUUGUCACCGGAAGGUCUAGGGAUAAGGCAAUUGAAUUUGUAAAACUAAAGGAUCUGUGCUAUGCUGGAAGUCAUGGGAUGCAUAUAUCAAUCCCACCAGGAUUCUUAAAAAAAUAUGCAGAGCUUGAGGAUCAAACUCACAUUGCUGAUGAACAGGGUUUUAUCAACUUCUAUGUUGCAAAGAAAUUCUUAUGUAAGCUAAAGAAGAUAAAGGAGAAACUACAAGAAAAGACCAGAGGCAUCAAAGGAGCCAUGGUUGAGGACAAUAAGUUCUGCAUCUCUGUACACUUCCGAUGUGUAGAUGAGGAGAAUGUUGAGAAUGUUAAGAAGAUAGUAGACUCUGUCAUCAAAUCUUAUCCAAGCUUUCGCGCGGGAGGGGGUAAAAAGGUUAUGGAAGUACGCCCAAAUAUUGAGUGGAACAAAGGUCAUGCGUUGGACUAUUUACUAAAAACUGUGUUUGGUACCCGAAAUGACGAUGUCCUCCCAUUAUAUGUAGGAGAUGACGCAACGGAUGAGGAUGCCUUUAAGUUUAUAAAGGAAGUUGGAAGGGGGUUUCCCAUCGUCGUGUCUUCCACACCAAAAAUGACGGACGCUUCAUUCUCUUUACGUGAUACAAUAGAGGUCAUGAAUUUCUUGACAAAGCUUACCGGGUGGAGAAGAAUCUCUUCUUCCGACUAAUUAAUCUAGCAGAGCAAUCUUAGUUUUGCCUAGCAUCAAUCUGCUUCAAUCUUUAUGCACUGUUCAUCUCCAUCAAUUAUACAACGCCACUAUUGUCUAUUGCACUUGUUACAUAGAAAACUUGUAUAUAUAGUGGGUGGGUUGCUGGUCCUUUUCUUUUUAUUUUCAUUUCAAUUUUUGUCUUUGUAAUGUAUCAAAAAUACUAUCAAAGGAAAAAAUCAAUAAUACUUCUGCUGUAGAUUUGUUAGGAAAGUUACUUGGAUGUUUGUCAUGGUAAAUGAUUUUAUUUAUUUAUUUUUAUU
This is a messenger RNA of Corylus avellana, 1901 nucleotides long. Its product is annotated as putative trehalose-phosphate phosphatase C. Gene Ontology annotation, molecular function: trehalose-phosphatase activity. Gene Ontology annotation, biological process: trehalose biosynthetic process. Lineage: Eukaryota; Viridiplantae; Streptophyta; Magnoliopsida; Fagales; Betulaceae. The record is from RefSeq and is a predicted model, not a curated record.